This is a messenger RNA of Orycteropus afer afer, 1293 nucleotides long. It is a transcript of the gene PPA1, whose product is annotated as inorganic pyrophosphatase 1. The record is from RefSeq and is a predicted model, not a curated record. NCBI's taxonomy places the organism in Eukaryota, Metazoa, Chordata, Mammalia, Tubulidentata, Orycteropodidae. Gene Ontology annotation, molecular function: magnesium ion binding; inorganic diphosphate phosphatase activity. Gene Ontology annotation, biological process: phosphate-containing compound metabolic process. Gene Ontology annotation, cellular component: extracellular exosome; cytoplasm.
CCAGUCCUCGCAGUGCGCAGGCGCGGAGCUUUCUGUCAGCGAGCCCCGCGUGCGGGCUCAGGUCUGUUUAGCAGCGGCGGCAGGUCAUCUCCGGCACCAUGAGUCGCUUCAGCAGCGAGGAGCGCGCCGCGCCCUUCACCCUCGAGUACCGAGUCUUCCUCAAAAAUGAAAAAGGAGAAUACAUAUCUCCAUUUCAUGAUAUUCCAAUUUAUGCGGAUAAGGAUGUGUUCCACAUGGUGGUUGAAGUACCACGUUGGUCUAAUGCAAAAAUGGAGAUUGCUACAAAGGACCCUUUAAACCCAAUUAAACAAGAUGUGAAAAAAGGAAAACUCCGUUAUGUUGCAAAUUUGUUCCCUUAUAAAGGAUACAUCUGGAACUAUGGUGCCAUCCCGCAGACCUGGGAAGACCCAGGACACAAUGACAGACACACUGGCUGUUGUGGUGACAAUGACCCAAUUGAUGUGUGUGAAAUUGGAAGCAAGGUAUGUGCAAGAGGUGAAAUAAUUCGUGUGAAAGUUUUGGGCAUACUGGCCAUGAUUGAUGAAGGGGAGACGGACUGGAAAGUCAUUGCUAUAAAUAUGGAUGAUCCUGAUGCAGCCAAUUAUAAUGAUAUUAAUGAUGUCAAACGUCUGAAGCCUGGGUACCUAGAAGCUACUGUGGACUGGUUUAGAAGGUACAAGGUUCCUGAUGGAAAACCAGAGAACCAGUUUGCUUUCAAUGCAGAAUUUAAAGACAAGGAUUUUGCAGUUGAUAUUAUUAAAAGCACCCAUGACCAUUGGAAAGCAUUGGUGACUAAGAAAAUCGAUGGGAAAGGUAUUAGUUGCAUGAAUACAACAGUGUCUCAGAGCCCCUUCAAGUGUGACCCCGAUGCUGCCAAAGCCAUUGUGGAUGCUUUACCACCACCUUGUGAAUCUGCCUGCACAAUACCAACGGAUGUGGAUAAAUGGUUCCAUCACCAGAAAAACUAAUGAAAUUUCUCUGGAAUACAAGCUGAUGUUGCUCCAUUCUUUUCAUCUGGAAGUCUUAGAUGCAUAAAUAGUAGUUUUUCAAAGCUUUAAGUUGAUAUAACUAAUCUAAAGCAAGUUCUGUUCUGACCCAUCACAUAUAUUGAGAAUGUUGUCCGUUUAAAGACAUUUUUCAUUUCUCAGCUAACUUAGUAGAUGCUUAUGUAUCAAAACAGUUGUUGUAAUUUGGAAAACUUAGUAGUCAUUUAUGAAUAGAUGUGUAAGAUAAUAAGCACAUUGAAUGUUAUGUGUACCAUGUGUUAGGAAAUAAAAUUAUUUUGCUGCAACU